GCCGAUGACAUAAACGCCGGGUUUCCGGAACGCCUGUGCCAGUCUCGAGGCUGAGGCGUGGAGAUGGCGUUCCGCGGCAAGAGACCGGAGCACGGCGGGCCCCCCGAGCUGUUUUACGACAAGAAUGAAGCCCGGAAAUACGUGCGCAACUCACGGAUGAUAGAUGUCCAGACCAAGAUGGCUGGGCGAGCUUUGGAGCUUCUCUAUCUGCCUGAGGGUCAGCCCUGUUACCUUUUGGAUAUUGGCUGUGGUUCUGGGCUGAGUGGAGAUUAUCUUUCGGAUGAAGGGCACUAUUGGGUGGGCAUCGACAUCAGCCCUGCCAUGCUGGAUGCGGCCUUGGACCGGGACACUGAGGGAGACCUGCUUCUGGGGGACAUGGGCCAGGGCAUCCCCUUCAAACCAGGCUCCUUUGAUGGUUGUGUCAGCAUUUCUGCUAUACAGUGGCUCUGUAACGCAAACAAGAAGUCUGACAUCCCUGCCAAGCGUCUGUACUGCUUCUUUUCUUCUCUUUACUCUGUGCUGGUCCGUGGAGCCCGUGCUGUCCUGCAACUGUACCCUGAGAACUCAGAGCAGUUGGAGCUGAUCACAACCCAGGCCACCAAGGCUGGCUUCACGGGUGGCGUGGUGGUGGACUUCCCCAACAGCGCCAAGGCCAAGAAGUUCUACCUCUGCUUGUUUUCUGGGCCUUCAACCUUUCUGCCAAAGCCCCUGAAUGAGAGUAACGACGACGACGAGGAGGUCCAGGAGUCCGAGUUCACGAGGGAGAGGACAUCCUGGGGUCAUGCGCUCAGGUGCUCGGGAAAUGGCUGUUACUCAAAUGCUGAGCAGCCCUGCACGGCAGGAAUUAUGCUGGAAGCCGUUUGAUCCCAGCUGCCAGGUGGGGAUGUGGUUUGGGGGGGGCGGGCAAAGGCUCUCCCUGUUCUCAGGGCCUCUCCCCCACGGGGCUGCGUGAGGGGGUCCCUCUCCUCAGCCAGGGCUGGAGGCCAAGAUCAGCCCUUGAGGAUCAUUGUCGGGGCUGCCAUGAGCUGGCAGCCUUGUUUUCCUGCCUCAGACAUCUGGAGUUGCUGGGAGCCCCCACGUGGUCUAUCCCAGGCCUGCCAACCCCACAGUCAGAGGGGCUAACGUGGCAGCACUGGGCCCGGGGCCUCCGGCUCUCCUCGGAUGGUGCCAGGCUCUCAUGAGCUCAUCCUGCCUGUGUUGCCCCAAAAGUAGCGUGGCUCACCCUGCCUGCCCCGUGGGCAACACCUAACAAAGACACUGAAGCGGAUGCAUGUGGGGGAGUGGGGGAGUGCGGGGCCUCUCCCCUCCUGCUCUCCUCCUACCCAA
Molecule: messenger RNA, 1326 nt
Organism: Leptonychotes weddellii (Weddell seal)
Lineage: Eukaryota; Metazoa; Chordata; Mammalia; Carnivora; Phocidae
Gene: BUD23
Product: BUD23 rRNA methyltransferase and ribosome maturation factor
Biological process (GO): rRNA (guanine-N7)-methylation
Cellular component (GO): nucleolus
Molecular function (GO): rRNA (guanine) methyltransferase activity
Source: RefSeq, a predicted model, not a curated record